AUGAGGCGUUAUUUCCCUCGAGCUGCUAGAGCACAUAAGUCUCGAGUGUCCGAGCCCGAGCCCGAGCCUGACGUAUUGACGGAUUCCGACUCGAAGGAUGACGAUGAGGAAUAUUCGGACGAUAGUGUCGAGUCUCUUCAGCUGGCGACCGAAGAUGAGAUUCUGGCCUGCCAGUGGGAGGAUAAUUCUAAAACGGCAAAAGAACAGUAUGUCCCUGGUGAUGUCAAAGACCAUAUAAAGACCAUGCCACCUGAAAUUCUCCGCGGAACGUAUACUAUCAUGCCGUCUUCAAGACCAAAAAGAGGCCUCGAUCAGAAUCGACCCCCAAUCAGCACAAUUGAAGAGAUAUUUGAUGACCUUGUUUCCAAGGCCGAAAAAAAUGGCUUCAGCGAUUUCCUGAAGCAUAUCGGCAACCGGGAGUUACGGGUUGCUACCAUGUGCUCUGGCACUGAAGCGCCCCUACUGGCUUUGGAAAUGAUAUCAGAGAGCUUUAAGCGGCUAUUUGGACAAUCAUUUCGCAUGCAUCAUCUAUUUAGUGCUGAAAUUGAACCUUUUAAGCAGUCAUAUAUUCAGAGAAAUUUUUCACCGAACAUACUCUUUAGAGAUGUUAGCGAAUUGGUACAAGAUGAAGCUACUACUGCCUUCGGAUCAGUGAGAAGGGUCCCAACUGACCCCGACCUUCUUGUUGCUGGGUUUUCCUGUGUCGAUUUUUCGCAGCUAAACUCCCAUCGAAAGUCUCUUGAGGAGAUGGGUGAAUCUGGUCAUACAUUUUUCCCGAUACUUCAGUACGUAAAACGAUGCAGACCUCCACUUGUCAUCCUAGAGAACGUUUUUGGUGCUCCAUGGUCAAAAAUUGCGGAGAUAUACCAGAAAAACGGCUACCAUGCCUACCAUGCUUCCAUUGACACAAAAAAUUUCUAUUUACCACAAACUCGAGAGCGAGGGUAUCUUCUCUGCAUUGACCAGAAAAGACUCAGAACAGAAGCUUCUGUUGAAAAAAGUGGAAAAAAUUCAUUGCUUGCGCGUAUGAUGAAGCAUUUUGAACGCCCAGCGAGCUCCCCUAUUACCGAUUUUCUACUUAAACACGAUGACCCCCGUCUCCGGGUUGGAAUUAAUGAUAUAUCCAUUCAAGCAGCAAGAGAACGUCAAGCAGUGGACUGGACGCGCUAUAAAGCCCGUCAUCUUGCAUAUAGAAUGGAAAAUGGGCUCGGAGAUAAGCGGCCUUUGACAAGGUGGCAAGAUAACGGUACUUGUCAAAUGCCUGAUUAUUAUUGGCAUGGCUGGGCAAAAGCACAGACGGAGCGGGUGUGGGAUACAUUGGAUGUCAAUUUUCUACGCGCCAUAACCAGAAGGUCCGACUUUAUGUCCAAAUGCCGUGUUAUAGAUCUCUCUCAAGGCUUGGACCGAGAAUUAGAUCAACGGGCGUCAGGUAUCUCCGGCUGUCUAACCCCUCGUGGCCAGCACUUUAUUAGUACACGGGGUGGGCCUCUUCUCGGAAUAGAAGCAUUAGCUCUUCAAGGCAUCCCUAUUGACCGAUUGCUACUUAGCAUGGAGAGCCAGCGUGAUCUGCAUGACUUGGCAGGAAAUGCGAUGAGCUCUCCGGUAGUUGGGGCAGCAAUACUGUGCGCUCUUAUUUUGGGACACAAAGCCCUGCAACCUGGCUCAGUUGUGAAGGACAAAUCUAAGGCGUCCAGUGAUAUCUCACUUCCGUCCUCUGUGGUUCAAAAAUACCCAAUGCAUGAUAUGCUUGUUGAGUUGUCCACACCGCCGCUCGAACCGGUAGAAACUAUCCUCCUUAACGCUCAACGAAGCCGCAGGCUUUGUCUUUGUGAAGGCCAGAGCGCAACAAAGCGGAAAAAUAUUCUAAAAUGCUCGAAGUGCAAUCACACAGCAUGUAUUGAAUGUGGCCGCAAUCCAUUACACAGCUAUGAGCCAAUUCCGACAGACCAAUUAACAGAAAGACUCGCUCCUGUUGAUUUUGAAUCAUACCUCAAGACCACCCUUCCAAUGCGGCUGCAAAUAAGUGGACUAAAUGCUAGUGAUUUUGACCAAUUCCAAGGCCGUUGGAAAUCCAAAGCUACAUCUACUGCUUGGGAAACUUUUAAAAAAGCGAUAGACAAAAAUCUUAAUGAAGAAUUACGGUUUAGUGGUUUGAGUCGACAGCGCUCAUGGACUGCAACUUAUGAGGGUACAUAUUCGGUUCUAAAGUUAAUUUGUUCACCCACUGCCGUCGAAUGGUGUCUUUACGCAUUACCCAGCAGAAAUGAGCCAAGCAAUUCCCCAUUGCGCCAUAUACUCGCCUCUCCUAUCGCACGAAUGGCUCCAUCUGACUCAUUAUUCAAUGGCACUUGGUACAUUGGGGCUCCUAUCAGCUCUGAAAGCAAGAUUACCGUGUCUGGCCAAGGACCUCGUGUCGACUCUCUUGGUGCGAGGGUUGGUUUAACGGACAAGGAAUUUCGUGAUACGAAAAUUUGGAGCCAUCUUAGUAUCAACGUAGAGGGUUCAACUCUCGAUAUUGAUAUUAAUGGCGAGUAUGAGUUGCUCCAGGAUUGUGGCGGACCCUGCGGCAGCCUUUAUAAAAGAAUAUCUUCUCACUCAAGAAAAGCCAUUUUCUUUUUCCUUGAUCCGACUGAGUUUGGGCCCGACGAAUUGGAUUCUUGGGUUUUUGCCGCUGAGCAUAACCGAUUGGAUUUUGGGCAAACGAGAGAGGUCAUUGCUCAAAUACAGCCAGAUUGGAGUGCCUUUCGAUUGGGAGACAAUCCACAGUCAGCUAACUGCUGGUACCGUAAAUGGGUUAAGUCCUCAAGCACGUCUUUGAAGGUCUACCUUCCAUCAACGCCAGCCACGUAUCAUAUUUUGGAUUGUGAUGUGGUACCUCAGGUAUUUUGCUUUGAUUGUAAAAGCUCCUAUGCUCCUAUUCUUAACUGCUCGGUACCAGCUACUUCUAGCGAGUUGACUAUGUCGCCCGGUUUGUGGGAACGCUCAGACUUGAUGGAAUCGCCUGUCCUGCUUCAGCGAUUUGCCUGGUUGCUUCAAAAAACCAUUUCUAUCAAACAGUUUUCUAAGUGGAGUACCAUCCAUUUAGCACAGAUAGAACAUGGCUUAGAUUGCCGCCUCUGUGCCCCUCCAAAACCACGUUUAACUUGGGCCCGAAACGAGAAAGAUCGUAUUUGUGGGUAUGAGCACCCUGAGGAUGCCGCUGCAUACGAACAAAGCGUAAAAAAUCGGCCUGUCCCCUUUCUUGGAUACGUUUCUCGGAAGGAAGACUCUUAUUUGGAUUUUCGGAUUUGUUUGAAUAUCCUUACUCUUCUUCAUCGAGCAAUUGGAAAUUUGCCCAAUGCCUCAGAAGAACCAGCAUUGGCAUGGCGAUUGUGCAUUGAUAAAACGGGGUUUGUACGGCAACGUCUCCCAAAACUAGUCGAAUCAAACAACAAACAGAAUUCCGAAAGCACUCAACCUCCGGGCUUUCGAAACCAUCGCUUACGCCCAGAACAACUACGGUCCUUGACAUGGAUGCAAGAGCAAGAGAGUGACCAAGCUCUUCCCUUCGAGGAAGAAGAGGUUGUCGAGGCAAUUUUACCGGUUAUCAAUUGGCGAGCUGAAGGAAGGGCAAACGUUAAGAAACUUGUACGAGGCGGAAUUCUAGGUGAUGACGUUGGCUACGGCAAAACAGCUAUAUCGCUUGGUUUGGUGGAUAUGCAGUUUACAGAAGACUCAGCAUCCGUUCCUGAAAACGCGGACGGGGCAAUUCCAAUAAAGGCAACCUUAAUCGUUGUUCCACAUCAUUUGUUUGAUCAGUGGAUGCGAGAAAUCCACAAAUUUUUAGGCUCGAAAUACCGAAUCUUGCAAAUCAAGACAUUUGCCGCCCUUCGAAAUUUGAGUAUUGGGGAGAUGGAAAAAAUAGACAUUGUGUUAGCUUCCGCAGCGAUAUUUCGAGCUAAUUCUUACUAUGAAUUAAUACGAACCUUUACCGCGGCUCCUGAGAUUCCGCAAGGAGAUGGUCGCGUCUUUGAUGAAUGGCUUCGAGACGCCAUAGGCGGUGUUCGAUAUCAUACAUCCCUUCUUUGUACUGGCGGAAGUCUCGAUAUCUACAACAGCAUUCAAGAGAAAAUCAAAAAACUCCAGCUCGAUGCUGCUGCUUCCUCGAAAUAUAACCCUUCUCGAAGAUUAAAAGGACAAAAGCUUCAAGACCAUCUUGCUAAGGGAAAUAAAAUACCAGUGGAGGUAGAACGCGAUUCUGAUGAUAGCACGACUGAGAUCCGUCCGCUGGUAACAAAUUCCAGGCCAAAGAACGGUCGUAAAUGUACCAAAAGAAAAAGAGAGCCCGAUGGCGACGAAGAUUUUGUGGAAUCAGAUUCAAGCUUUGAAAAACGUCCAAAGACUCAGCGCAAAAGGCCAAAAGCGGCAGCAAUUAGAAAGCAGGAGGAUGCCAAAUCGGCUGAUGCCACAUUUCAUCUCCACGAUGCGAAAUACGACUGGAAAAGGCUUCGGAGCCCCUUCCUUCAUAUGUUCGAAUUCAAUCGCCUGAUCAUUGAUGAAUUCACUUAUUCGAAAGAUAAGGGGUAUUCAGGCGUGCUCACAGUCCCCGCGAGAAAAAAAUGGAUUCUUUCGGGCACACCUCCGUUAAACGAUUUUGCCGAUGUAAAAUCAUUUUCCCCGUUCCUUGGAAUUCACUUGGGGGUUGAUGAAGAUGAUAUCAGACGAACUGAGAACGAGAGAUUGAAAGCUAUUCAGCGAGACAAAACGGAGGUUGAACAAUUUCAACCAUUUAUUACUCGUCGGAGCGCUGCGUGGCAUAAAAGACGACACGAAAUGUCGCAGGGGUUCUUAAACCAAUAUAUGAGAAAGAAUGUCCCUGAGAUUGGCGAAAUACCGUUCACUGAACACAUUUAUGAAGUUGUUCUCGCUCCAGCCGAGCGUGCACUCUAUAUUGAAUUGUUCGUGCAGGUCAUGUCUCAGAAUUUGAGGAUUCGAAGACAAGGCAGGGGACUAUACGAUGCAGCUGAAGUUUCGCGUCUGAAUCAAAUUAUUGGUGAUAGUGACAGCCCAGAGGAAGCACUUGUAAAACGAUGCUCUCUAUUUUCGCUCGAUAACCUUAUUGGUAGAUAUGCCGAGGCUUCUAGUGAGGAUGAGUAUGAUAGUGAGGGAGCAACAUCAGGAAAAGGGAAACUUGGCACUGGAAAUACUAUCCUCGAUAUCCGUUUUCAAGAAUUAAAGGACUUAGGAGCUGACCUACAGACAAAGUUGAGGCUCGGUCUUUGGCUAAAAUCUAAACUGAACGACGACGUCAGAAACCACUUCGAUAAAACCCUAGCACUUAUAGAAACAAAAACCGGGGCUGGCGAAUUAGGAGAUUUUCUGGUGAAAAGAAUGGUGCGGAAGUGUCUUGAUUUUGCGAAAGCAAAUGCGCGUGAGAAAGACGGAGCAAAGUUUUAUAUCACAGCACAACAAAAGCGGCAGAAUUCAAAGGAUACUCGGCCAGAGUUCCCCGCCUCUGAGAAAGCCAUUGUUCAAGACUUAAAUAACUGCAACGACAGUAUCCGUCGACUUAUUUCUGAAACUCCGACCCUUGAAAGUUAUAGAGUCAUAAAUGGAGGCGAUUUUGCGGAGGACGAAUCGCGAGUCCUGAGUAAUUCCUGGGAAAAGUUUGGAGGAAGCAAGAUCGAUGAGCUUGUUCAGCUUCUGCGGACUACCACCAGAAUUCCUAAGGAUGAUCAAGUCUUGCUCUUUAUUCAGUUUGCAGAGCUGAUCAAUGCUGUAUCUGCUGCACUGGACAAGGCCAAGAUUCACCAUAUUACAGUGACGUCAAGCGAUCGCGCCCAGGGGAAAGAACUGUCCAAUUUCCAGAAUCAAACCGAGGAAGUUAAAAGUAAGGUGCUCAUACUCGCGCUUGGAGAUGUUACAGCAUCAGGCUUAAACCUCCAAAAUGCGAACCAUAUCAUAUUUUUCCACCCAUUAAUAGCUCGGUCACAAUAUGAUUACGAAUCUGGAAUGGCGCAAGCCAUAGGCCGGUCUCGAAGAUAUGGCCAACAAAAGCAUGUGCAUAUUUAUCACUUUUUGGCUCUGAACACAGUUGAAGUCAACAUUUUUGAGCAGCGGAGACGCGAAUGCGUGGUGAAACGAGAUCAGAAGUUCAUUUCUGUCUCUAGAAAUGAUGUUCGGCCAAGUGAUGUUGCUGAUUGGAGCGGAUACCCCUUGCAGGGCAGCAAUGCCACAGAUUUUGACGAUGGGGUCGACUAUAAAUAA
Molecule: messenger RNA, 6246 nt
Organism: Ophidiomyces ophidiicola
Lineage: Eukaryota; Fungi; Ascomycota; Eurotiomycetes; Onygenales; Onygenaceae
Exons: 9
Coding region: 1-6246 (2081 amino acids)
Molecular function (GO): methyltransferase activity; ATP-dependent chromatin remodeler activity; ATP binding
Source: RefSeq, a predicted model, not a curated record